Molecule: messenger RNA, 1002 nt
Organism: Durusdinium trenchii
Lineage: Eukaryota; Dinophyceae; Suessiales; Symbiodiniaceae
Source: the annotation of a GenBank genome assembly
AUGGAAAAGGAUAAAGAGUCGGGUGCUCUUGGACAUGUCAGGCACCUGUUCCAGGUUGAUCAUCGGUCAGAUCAUCGGUCAGAUCAUCGGUCAGCUCCUCGUUCCAGGCCAUCUUCGCACACCUCUCGGGAGCAAAGCGAGGAGAAGGUGAUUGAGCAGAAGGACAACCAGCAGACCUUUGCAGAAUGGCGCAGGAGGCAUUCAAGAUUGCGCUUUCCUCGCCUGGCAGAGAAAGCUGCUUAUGAUGAGGAGCUCAAUCGGCGGAACGCAGCACUGGCAGUAGGCCAAAGACGGCGUGACAUCGACUCGGAUGAGGAAGAAGAGGAGCGAGGAGUUGAUUCUCGAUCCACGUGGACCAUGCAGAGUUCAGCUCUUUCAGCGUUCUCUAGCCAGCGUGCACUGCGCCAUCGGCGGCUGGGCCCCAGUCCUCGGCCUACCAUCCUGCGAAGACAAAAUGCCGUGUCACCAGUCUCCAUCGGCACCACGUCCACCUUUCACGUGAGUGCGAUGGAUGCGCCUCGAGGUCCAAAUCCGAUGGAGCAAUCCACCACGAGCUUAUUCAGUUCGGCCCUCUCGGCCUCCUCCAAGCAGAACUCCUCCAUGGCCUCAACGUGGGCCCCUUCUGUGCCGGCUUCUUCACAAGCUUCCGUGGACAGAAAGUGGUUGUCCAGGGUUGCUCCAAUCAGCUGCCUGCCGUCUGGGGCGAACACCAGUGCAGUACGGCAGGAGAUGAUGGAGCAGGAGCGUGCGCGGCUGAUGUCCAAAAGGUCGACGAAGAAGUCCUUACGUGCGCAGAAAACACUUUCUGCGCUGAACACAUUGACAGUUUCAGGAAGUGCAGGAGGCUACCUGUCCUUCGAGAAUUGGGGCCUCACCGACGACUACCUGGAAGCAUUGCUGGAAGCGCACGACGGCAUGCCGGCCCAGAAUCGGCGUGACAAACCACCAGCGACAAUGUGUGACGCAAUAUCCACGUCGCUAAUUACUGUACAUGUGCUGUGA